Molecule: messenger RNA, 2427 nt
Organism: Cannabis sativa
Lineage: Eukaryota; Viridiplantae; Streptophyta; Magnoliopsida; Rosales; Cannabaceae
Product: apoptosis inhibitor 5-like protein API5
Exons: 17
Coding region: 283-1938 (551 amino acids)
Biological process (GO): regulation of programmed cell death
Cellular component (GO): nucleus
Molecular function (GO): mRNA binding
Source: RefSeq, a predicted model, not a curated record
AAAAAUGAGAAUUGAGGGUUAAUUGUUUGUGAGAUGACAUUUGAGUUUUGGUUUUCGAUCAAGGCAAAUACGUCGUCGUUACAUCUUGUUGGAAAGAGAGAAAAAAAGAGUUGAAGAUAAUAUUGGUCUGUAUCUCCCUCGCUACUUCUGGCCUGUUUCCCCAAAACCCUCAACGCACUAAACACAUAACAACAUAGUGUGCCUUUCUCUCUCUAAAAGCUCAACACUCUUCUCUCUCUCUCAUAGACUCGCUAGAAGAAGACAACAAUCCCAACUUCUCCAAUGUCCGAUCCCUCCGACGACGCUUCCCACAUCGAGAAGCUCUACGAAUUUGGCGAGCGUCUCAACGAAUCCAAGGACAAGUCCCAGAAUGUCAAGGACUACCAGGGGAUUAUUGAUGCGGCCAAGACGAGUAUCAAGGCUAAGCAAUUGGCUGCCCAGCUCAUUCCUAGGUUUUUCAAGUUUUUCCCGGACCUGUCCGGUCCCGCCAUCGAUACCCACCUUGAUUUGAUCGAGGAGGAGGAACUUGGGGUUCGGGUACAAGCGAUUCGGGGACUACCCCUUUUCUGCAAGGAUACGCCUGAACAUAUUGCCAAAAUAGUGGACAUUCUUGUGCAACUUCUUGCAGCUGAAGAAUUUGUGGAGCGUGAUGCUGUCCAUAAAGCUCUUAUGGCCCUUUUGAGGCAGGAUGUGAAAGCUUCUUUGACAGCCUUAUUUAAGCAUAUUGGUAGUGUUGAUGAACCAAGCACGGAUGAAUUUAUUCGGGAGAAGGUGUUAAGCUUUAUAAGAGAUAAGGUAUUUCCUAUUAAAGGAGAACUGUUGAAGCCACAGGAAGAAAUGGAGAGGCAUAUUACUGACUUAAUAAAAAAGAGUUUAGAAGAUGUAACUGGAGCAGAAUUUAGAAUGUUCAUGGACUUCUUAAAAAGUUUGAGCAUAUUUGGAGAGAAAGCUCCUCCAGAACGCAUGAAAGAACUAAUUGGAAUUAUUGAAGGCCAAGCUGAUUUAGAUGCACAGUUCAAUGUUUCAGAUGCUGACCAUAUAGACAGACUGAUUUCUUGCCUUUACAUGGCUCUUCCAUUUGUCGUGAGAGGUGCAUCAAGUAGCAAGUUCCUCAACUAUCUCAAUAAGCACAUAAUACCCGUCUUUGAGAAGCUACCUGAGGAACGCAAGUUGGAUUUGCUCAAAGCACUAGCAGAAAUUUCACCUUACACAACUCCUCAAGAUUCACGCCAGAUCCUUCCUUCUAUUGUUCAACUUCUGAAGAAGUACAUGCCUCGAAGGAAAACUGGAGAAGAGAUGAACUUCACUUAUGUUGAGUGUUUGUUGUAUACAUUUCAUCAUCUUGCUCAAAAGGUUCCCAAUGCCACAAACAGUUUAUGUGGUUACAAAAUAGUAACAGGCCAACCCUCAGAUAGGCUUGGAGAGGACUUCUCAGAGCAGUACAAAGAUUUAACUGAAAGGUUGACGAGUGUGGAGGAGCUGACUAGAGCGACCAUGAAGAAGUUAACUCAGGGAAUGGCUGAGCACAACAAAGCAAUGGCUGCAGCCAAAUCUGAUGAGGCAAAGGGUAGCAUUAAAACUCAAAAGCAGAACACAACAACUGGACUGCGAACCUGCAAUAACAUUUUGGCAAUGACAAAGCCAUUACAUGUGAAAACACCGACAUUUAUUGGAGACAAGAGCAUAAAUUUGUCUUGGAAAGAGGCAACCAAACCUGCUGUGUCGUCCUCUAAUACUGUUGGAGGUAAACGUCCAUCUACAGCUGCUAAUGGAUCAGGCAAUGCUACUUCAAAAAAAGGCCGUGGAGGUGGUGGUUUGCCGAGCCAGCUUGUUAAUAGGGCGUUUGAAGGGUUAUCUCAAGGUGGCAGAGGCGGUGGGAGAGGCAUAGGCAGAGGCAGAGGAUGGGGUGGUCGUGGAAGAGGAAGGGGUUUCCGGUAGCUGCACUCAGUGAUGCAGUUAGGUAAAAGCUACAAAAUUCCAGGAUGUGUAUGAGAAUGCGCAUUGGGCACUUGAUGUAUGGAAUUCUUCUCUUAGGGAUAUGCUUUGUUUCUCAGAGGAAGUGAGUUUUGGACUCGAUUUGGACUAACCCCAAUUAUCAUAUUACUCUGGAGAUUAUAGAGUGGCAGGAGAGUAGAGCUUGGGGAUUCUGAACCCUUUCAAAUUUAGCUGCAACCGAUUAAAAAAAAACAGAGACCAUUUAGGAGAAAAGUGCAGGUUGCCGUAGUGCACUGAUUAUGCUUGUUUUACUGAUUUUUUUUUUUUUUAUUAUUAUUAUUAUUAUAGAAUACUGAAUUUGAUUUUAAGGUAUUUUGUAGUUCAAAUAAUUAGUGACUAUUGUUGAAUGCGUGACUAGUACAUUAGUGUAUAACUCGAGAGAGUUUAUUUUAGUGUAUAAUUCACUUGUAAUACUCGAACUUGUUAAAACCA